GACAAAACACUCUCUCCUCACAGACACAAUAAAGUUUAGCGCUGGACUCUCGCUGGCAGUAGGCUCCGAGCUCCCCGCUGCUUGUCGCAUGUGGACGCAACGUGAAACAGGCACGGCGGACACGCACUGGAAUAUAACAUUAACGCUAAAAGUGAAGGAGUGAUUUUCAUGACUGCUGUUUGGACCUCAUAUUUACUGCAUGGCGCGGAGUGGAAUAUUAUAGUCACAUCAGCGCACGGACCUUUACGCACGGUGUGGACUACACAAUUGGCAUUGCCAUAACGUAAACUGUAUUUUGCUUGGACGUUUAUUUAAUAAGUUACUGUUAUUGUGUUGUGCUGACCAUGCCCGGGCCAGCGCUCAUGCGGACAGCCGUCCUCUCCUUCAUGUCUGCGCUGCUCUGUCCGCUUGGCGUGGUGCAAGGCUUUGGAGACGAUGUAGAAGAGAUGACCUGUGAUCCCAUCCGGAUCAGCAUGUGCCAGGGUCUGGGCUAUAAUGUCACCAAGAUGCCCAAUUUGGUCGGCAACGUUCUGCAGUCGGACGCUGAGCUGCAACUGACCACGUUUACGCCGCUGAUCCAGUACGGCUGCUCCAGUCAGCUCAAGUUCUUCCUGUGCUCUGUCUAUGUUCCCAUGUGCACAGACAAAGUGCCCAUCCCCAUUGGUCCAUGUAAAAGCAUGUGUCUGUCUGUGAAGAGGAAGUGCCUUCCGGUUCUGCACGAGUUUGGCUUCAUUUGGCCAGAGAUGCUGAAUUGCAGCCUGUUCCCACCUCAGAACGACCACAACCACAUGUGCAUGGAGGGCCCGGGCGACGAGGACCCGCCCUACCACCCUGUACGCCACCCGCCUCACCAAGAGGAGUGCCAGGCGCUAGGGUCACUGCCCGACCAGUACAUCUGGCUCAAGCAGACAGACAGCUGUGCUCUGCAGUGUGGCUACGACAGCGGCCUGUAUCGCAGAGGGGCCAAAGUCUUCACCGAUGCCUGGAUGGCCGUGUGGGCGGUGCUCUGCUUCCUCUCCACCACUCUGACGGUCCUGACAUUUCUCCUGGACUCGCAGCGCUUCUCCUACCCAGAAAGGCCCAUCAUCUUCCUGUCCAUGUGCUGCAAUCUCUACAGCGUGGCCUAUCUGGUACGCUUGACAUUGGGGAGGGAGCGUGUGUCCUGUGACCUAGAUGCCACAGCUGUUCCCAUUCUGGUGCAAGAAGGCCUGAAGAGCACUGGUUGUGCUAUAGUGUUUCUCCUACUCUAUUUCUUUGGCAUGGCCUCCUCACUGUGGUGGGUUAUUCUGACCCUGACUUGGUUUCUGGCUGCUGGGCUCAAGUGGGGACAUGAAGCUAUUGAAAUGCACAGCUCCUACUUCCACAUUGCCGCCUGGGCCAUUCCUGCUGUUAAAACCAUAGUGAUCCUCAUAAUGAGACUAGUAGAUGCAGAUGACCUCACUGGGCUCUGUUAUGUUGGAAACAUGCAACAGGAGGCACUCACUGGGUUUGUUGUUGCACCACUGGCUACUUAUCUUCUCAUAGGAACAUUGUUUAUCUGUGCCGGCCUGGUGGCCCUCUUUAAGAUAAGAUCCAAUCUGCAAAAGGACGGUGCUAAAACGGACAAGCUGGAGCGGCUGAUGGUGAAGAUUGGGGUCUUUUCUGUACUUUACACAGUCCCGGCCUCCACUGUGAUUGGCUGUUACCUUUACCAGCUCUCCAACUGGGCAGAGUUCAGUUCCACUCCCAGGGACUCAUACAUCGCUUCAGAGAUGCUGCGGAUUUUCAUGUCACUUCUAGUCGGGAUCACAUCAGGUAUGUGGAUCUGGUCAGCAAAGACUCUACACACCUGGCAGCGCUGCUCUGCCCGGCUGCUCAAGGACAGCCGGGCCAGCAGAGGAGGUAAGAGGGCGCCAGGUGAGGGAUGGAUUAAACCCACCAAAGGAAAUGAGACAGUGGUAUGAGAAAGGUACUGAACGAAGAGGAACUUUGACCUGCUUCAGUGUUGCCAAUGAACCCUGGUGAUGCCAAAAGACUGAUGUGCAAGCACAAUAAGGAGAUGGCACGGGUUUUUAAGCCACUGGAUGUUACCGUGUCAGCAGUCUAUGAGCAGACCCACUGACAGGGGUCUAUGGUCUGAGGGUUCAUUGAAGGGCACCAAGCCUCUUCACCUGACCUGUGGUCAGAGAGAGGAAGAAAGAGAGAGUGCCGCAGAAGGGUUGAACAGGAAGUAUGAGCAGAGGUAGCUGUGUGCUAUAGCCCAAUGUCUACCUCCACAGCCGAACACAGGCCCAGCCUGGGUCUUCUGAAGUUACACUUUUACACUGGAGGAUUCUUGUGCAGGUAUUACACAGGAUGAUAUUUUCCCUAAACCAUCUGUCAAAAACUCCCUGUUGGCCCUCAAGUGCACGGGAAAGUCAACUGUAAAAAAUGUGUAAACUUUGCAGGAGUGCGAUGAAGCAAAUUUGAGCAGAAUUCCCUGAUGAAGGAGCCAAAUGUCACUAUCUGAAAAACCAAAAACCACAAGCUUUUCAAUGCCUUGUGUAUGUACAUUAUGCAUGCACUAGAGAUAUAUGUGACCCUAAAGAGAGUAGUCCAGCAGUGCCUUUUAUUGAGCAAUAAAUGUGAACGCUUUAGGGGAUCUGGGAAAUGUAGGCUUGUGCUUUUUACCAUAGCAGACUCAGAGAAUGUCCAUUAACUUCCAGCACUGAGUGCACUCACCGAGCAGCCUUGUACUGUAUAUACAGUGUGUAACCAUGAAAUCCAGGAAAUGAAAUUAUUCCUUCUGCCCUCUUUUCAAAACAUAGGCCCCAAGGCCAGCUAAGAAUUAGAGGUUAUUAGACAAUCACUGGCCAAAAGACACAUUACCGUACAGUAUGGAGCACUACACACAAUAUACUGGAUCAAAACUGAACUGACCAAACAGGUUAAACUAUGUAUUCUGCGGUUUGAUCAUGUACAGCACAGGUGUCAAAGUCAAGGCCCGCGGGCCAAAUGCGGCCCCCCACAUCAUUUUAUGUGGCCCUCGACAGGGUAAAUUAAAAGGUUUGAUGGUCUUAAAAUCUCAAUUUAUCAGGAGAUACAGUUACACAGCCAUAUUUUUACAUCUACGCAAAUGCAUAUGCAAUAUGUGUAACUUGAAUAAGUCAUAAAUACAUAAACAGUUAAUUAACAAGUUGAAAAAUUAGUUAGAUUUAUUUACAUCUGGCCCUUUGAGAGCAGCCAUUUUGCUUAUGCGGCCCUCGGUGAAAAUGUGUUCGACACCCCUGAUGUACAGUAUGCAUAAUCCUCCAAUUCCGCAAAAUGGUUCUGUUCAAUGACAAUCAAUUACCCACUAUUGAUCCGACCAUACUAAACCAUGCAAUGUUGUCCUGUGUGAAGUAAGUUUGCCUGACAAUCUGAAUUAGUAUAAUAAUAAGCUCUUUGACUGUAAAGUAGAACUACAGAAGGGCUACUAGUGCAUUAGUAGUCACUCAUAUAUAUAUGUUUCCUUUUGAGACAGCCAUAUAUUACACAUGACUGGAUUGUCAACAAAAGGAUGAUUGAACUGUGCGCUUGUUUCUGGACAAGCCAAACAGCAGUGUUUCUCAGACUAGUAUGGCACACUUAUUACAUUACCAAUGUCAAACAAACAUUACGUUGAGUUAAAGAGAAUUGAAUUAGAAUGCUGACCAAAUCCCAAAUGAGCUAAUGCAGUUUGCCUGAAACAGUCUUAAUGCUUGGCCCCAUUCACUACUGAGGUUCAAGUGACAUGUCUAAACAAUCAGAGUUUUACCUUCAAAUACUCAACAUUACACUGCCGACAUAUGACGAGAACCACUGAAGAUGACUGUAAAUGCUUUUGGAAGUUUGUUAAUUUAUCAUUGUACAAAUAUUGGAAAUCUAUUUUUAACUUGUCUGUUAUUUAACACUUUUGUAUCAUUUGAUGAUAAAAGAAUAAAAAAUUUUAAUGCUAUGA
Molecule: messenger RNA, 3937 nt
Organism: Periophthalmus magnuspinnatus
Lineage: Eukaryota; Metazoa; Chordata; Actinopteri; Gobiiformes; Gobiidae
Gene: fzd4
Product: frizzled class receptor 4
Exons: 6
Coding region: 345-1943 (532 amino acids)
Biological process (GO): retina vasculature morphogenesis in camera-type eye; canonical Wnt signaling pathway; non-canonical Wnt signaling pathway
Cellular component (GO): plasma membrane
Molecular function (GO): Wnt-protein binding; Wnt receptor activity
Source: RefSeq, a predicted model, not a curated record